UAUAUUCUGUUUCUCUCAUGAACAGCCAGCCUCACUCCUCCUCUCUCAUCUGCAUCAGAGGUUGGAAUUCGACACUGCCCCAGCUUGGGUAGGAGUGCCUCCGUAAUUUAAGAAAAAGAGAGAAGACAAGCAUCUGCAAUUAAAGCAGCAAACACUAGCAAAAGAAAGUUAUGUGAAUAUAUUACAUUAUUCUGUCACUGGGAUUAAAAAAGCGGUCUUCAUUUUGGAGUAUAUUCUCUUAUAACAUUUGUGCUGAGAUUUUUUGUAACUUGCAUAUCCAGACUGGAUUGGAUUUCUUUGACAAGGACUGCCAAACUCAUUUUACAGGUGAAGUGCAACAUUUACCAAAAAGGCUGCAACGGACUUUACUGAGAUAACAACAUUCCAUCAUGUCAACAGCUCUUGACUCCAGUAUGGACAGUCUUCAAAUUGGUACAAACGGAGAAAGGUCAGUGACUCCAUCUCCUCCAAAUUCUCCUCAACACAAUGAGAGCUGUAACAUUGCACCUCUUACGCCAUCCCAGUCACCAAGACAUCAGGCAAGAACGCAUCAUUCCCAUUCAUUCUCAGUGGUGGUCGCCAUCGAUUUUGGAACAACGUCCAGUGGCUAUGCAUUCAGCUUCACAAAAGACCCUGAGGCAAUACACAUGAUGAGGAAAUGGGAAGGAGGUGAUCCGGGAGUUGCUAACCAGAAGACCCCAACUAGUCUCUUGCUAACUCCAGAGCAGAAAUUCCACAGCUUUGGGUUCACAGCCAGAGAUUAUUACCAUGACUUGGAUCCUGAGGAUGCAAGGGAGUGGCUUUACUUUGAAAAGUUUAAAAUGAAGAUUCACAGCACCACUGACCUCACAAUGGAGACGGAAUUAGAAGCUGUAAACGGGAAGAGAGUGAAAGCUCUGGAAGUGUUUGCACAUGCUCUAAGCUUCUUCAAAAAGCAUGCUUUACAGGAGCUUAAAGAACAAUGUCCUGCUUCAGUGGAAAAUUAUGAAAUACGUUGGGUCAUAACAGUGCCUGCAAUCUGGAAACAGCCUGCUAAGCAAUUUAUGAGAGAAGCUGCUUACAUGGCUGGUUUAAUUUCUCCUGAUGACUCGGAUCAGCUGUUGAUUGCUCUUGAACCAGAAGCUGCCUCAAUAUACUGCAGGAAGCUCCGACUCCACCAGCUCAUUGAACUAUCUGAUAAACCAUUAGCAAACGGAUUUGAACCAGGCAGCCCUAUUAAUUCCAACUUCAGACAAGCAAGAGAACAACUUCGCCGUUCUCGCCAUAGCCGAACAUUUGUAGUGGAGACUGGCAUGGGGGAGCUUUGGUCAGAAAUGCAAACAGGUGACCGUUACAUUGUUGCAGACUGUGGUGGAGGGACAGUGGAUCUCACUGUCCAUCAAAUAGAACAGCCUCAAGGGACUCUGAAAGAGCUCUACAAAGCCUCAGGAGGACCUUAUGGAGCAUUAGGGGUGGACCUUGCCUUUGAGAAGCUCCUCUGCCAGAUUUUUGGAAAAGACUUCAUUGAGACCUUCAAAGCAAAGCGCCCAGCAGCUUGGGUGGAUCUCAUGAUUGCAUUUGAGGCUCGUAAAAGGACAGCUUCCCCAAGGAGGGCCAAUCCACUCAACAUCUCACUUCCAUUUUCUUUCAUUGACUUUUACAAAAAGCACACAGGGCAAAGUGUGGAGGCUGCCUUAAAGAAAAGCAGCAUGAACAUUGUGAAAUGGUCAUCGCAGGGUAUGCUACGAAUGACGUCUGAUGCCAUGAAUGAUCUGUUCCAGGAAACCAUCGAUCACAUUCUACAUCAAAUUGAUGACCUUAUGAAGAAACCAGAUGUCAGUGGUGUAAAGUUCCUGUUUUUGGUUGGUGGAUUUGCAGAAUCACCUGUACUUCAGCAUGCUGUCCAAUCAGCAUUUGGCAAGACCUGUCGGGUCAUCAUUCCUCAGGAUGUGGGACUUACCAUUCUUAAAGGUGCUGUCCUAUUUGGCCUUGAUCCUACUAUAGUAAGAGUAAGACGGUCUCCUUUGACCUAUGGAGUUGGUGUUCUCAACAAGUUUGUAGAAGGCAAGCACCCGAAAGAAAAACUACUGGUAAAAGAGGGGAAGAACUGGUGCACUGAUAUUUUUGACAGGUUUGUGUCAGUUGACCAAUCAGUUGCUUUAGGAGAAGUUGUAAAGAGGAGCUAUACCCCAGCCAGACUAGCACAGCGCAAAAUCAUUAUCAAUAUCUACUGUUCUGCCACUGACGAUGUGGUAUACAUUACUGAUCCAGGGGUGCGGAAAUGUGGAACGAUUAACCUUGAACUGUCAGAGCCAGAAGAAAAUAGUCCAAGAAAGGGACGCAGAGAGAUUCAAGCCAGCAUGCAAUUUGGGGAUACUGAGAUUAAAGUCACUGCUGUGGAUGUUGCCACAUCCAAAUCAGUCAAAGCAAUGAUUGACUUCUUGUCCAAUUAGAAAAUGUGGCAAUCACAAAAACAUUUCAUUCUCAGAAUGCAGUCUACCUUGUAUAUGCUCAGACAUAAAUUAACGACACUGGCAGCAAGGCUCAUAUUGUGCAACCCCCCACCCACGUCAUGAAGACAUACGAGGGAAACUAAUUACUGUGAUGCCAUUUAAGCUGCUCUAGAACAGUGAUAUGAAGCUGUACAGCAUUUUUGUAUAACAAGCAAGUUAUAAAAUCUAUUACGUUGCAUAAUUCUGAAGAGAUUCUAGUAUUAUAAGAUGCAGUAUGCUUCAUUAACUGUCAGCCUGAAACAAAAAUGGAUACUAAACAUAUUAAGGGGGUUGAUUAACCAAACUGUAACAUGUACUUAGUUCAGUGUUUCACUGAUGUUUUUGUUUUCUUUAUAUCAGUCAAAAAUACCUAUUUGAAUAGGUAACUAUUCUACGUAACUAUUUAGAAAAUUCAUUAAAAAUAUAUAUAUAUAUUCACAAA
This is a messenger RNA of Protopterus annectens (West African lungfish), 2913 nucleotides long. RefSeq names its product heat shock protein family A (Hsp70) member 12B (gene HSPA12B). The record is from RefSeq and is a predicted model, not a curated record. The transcript is spliced from 13 exons. Bases 390 to 2432 code for a protein of 680 amino acids. NCBI's taxonomy places the organism in Eukaryota, Metazoa, Chordata, Ceratodontiformes, Protopteridae.